Molecule: messenger RNA, 795 nt
Organism: Candida tropicalis MYA-3404
Lineage: Eukaryota; Fungi; Ascomycota; Pichiomycetes; Serinales; Debaryomycetaceae
Gene: NEP1
Product: 18S rRNA pseudouridine methyltransferase
Exons: 1
Coding region: 1-795 (264 amino acids)
Biological process (GO): rRNA base methylation
Cellular component (GO): small-subunit processome; nucleolus
Molecular function (GO): rRNA binding; rRNA (pseudouridine) methyltransferase activity
Source: RefSeq, a predicted model, not a curated record
AUGGCUGACACUAAUUCAACCCCACAACAAACUAACGGAAACAAAAAUACUAAAACAGGUCCACCAGCAAAUAAAUCAAAGUCAUCGGUGCAACCAGCAACCCUUGUUCCUGUUCAACCAACUCCACUCACUUCUCGUGAUAAGAACACUCAAAGAUUGAUUGUUGUUUUAUCUCAAGCAUGUUUGGAAACUUAUAAAAUGAAUACUGGUGGACAAGGAGGUGAUAGAUUUGCCUUGUUGAAUUGUGAUGAUCAUCAAGGUUUAUUGAGAAAAAUGGGUAGAGAUAUUGCUGAAGCUAGACCAGAUAUUACUCAUCAAUGUUUAUUAACAUUAUUGGACUCUCCAAUUAAUAAAGCUGGUAAACUACAAGUAUAUAUUCAAACUGCAAGAGGUGUUUUAAUAGAAGUUAAUCCAAGUGUUAGAAUCCCAAGAACUUUUAAAAGAUUUUCUGGUUUGAUGGUUCAAUUAUUACAUAAAUUAAGUAUCCGUUCAGAAAACUCUAAAGAAGUUUUAUUGAAAGUUAUCAAGAAUCCAAUUACUGAUCAUUUACCAACAAAAUGUCGUAAAGUUACUUUAUCCUUUGAUGCUGAAGUUAAACGUGUUCAAGAUUAUGUCAGCACUUUGAAUGAAGAUGAAAGUAUAUGUGUAUUUGUUGGUGCUAUGGCAAGAGGUAAAGAUAAUUUUGCUGAUGAAUUUGUGGAUGAAAAGAUUGGUCUUUCUGAUUAUCCAUUAUCUGCUUCCGUUGCAUGUUCUAAAUUCUGUCACGGUUGUGAAGAUGUCUGGGGUAUUUAUUAG